AUGACCAAACUGUGGAUCGUCGUGCUGAUCGUUCUUGCCGUUUCCGUGGAUUGUGGUAGCGUCGUGCCUAGUCCGGUGGAGAUUCUGAGGAAACCGGGCGUGACGGCUUCCGCAGUUUGUAAGAUUUGCGUAGCCGGCGUUACCAAACUCAAUCAACUCAUGUUCGAGGCGAAGAAGCGGGACCUGAAGAUUGCCGACAUGGACACGACGACGUUGAAGAGUGUAGGUUUUUUGAUAUUUCAUAUUGAUGUAGACGAAUUUUUAUUAUUUAAGUUGGCAUCUCGUAUAUUUUUUAUCUUUUACUAUCUACUAUCACUAAAUUUAAACAAAAUAUUAUCUGGCUACAAGAAUAUAUUGUUAUCGUAAGGUCAUCUGGCUAUUAAUGCACUUAUAAGAAUUUCAUAUGAUCACAGAAAUAAUAUGUCAUCAUAAUGUUAUCUGGUCAAAAAAAUCAGUGUACUAUCAUAAGGGCAACUGUUAACUCAUUUACUAGCCAAUUCUAGUCAUAAACAACACAAAACAUGGUCAUAUUAGUCUUUAAAAAGUCUUGUCGUUAAAAUACAUGCAUUUACACGAUCAAAAACGACAAAAGUUCCGUUGCUCAAAGAUGUUUAUUAUAAGAGAAGUUAUGUUUAUGAAGUAUAACAUAUUAUUUUAUAUGGAAUACUUGAUAAAGACAUUUCUUCCUAUACUGAACAUAUGUAAGCGUUGAGAAAGUUUUGUCGUUUUUGCUAACUUUGACGACAAGACUACUAGUAUGACCAUUUUUUGUGUUGUUUAUGACGAGAAUUGGGUAUUAAAGGGGUUAAAAGUUGUCAUUGUGGUAGUACGUUGAUUUUGUGACUAGUUGACGUAGUGAUAACAUUAUUUCUGUGAGCAGAUGACAUUUUGUUGUAAUUGAAUUAAUAGCUAGAUGACGUUACGUUAUAUUCUUGUGGUCAGAUGGUAUUUUGUUGAAAUGUUGUGAUAAUAGAUAUAUAUUAAUAUUAUUGAUCGUAUUUUGCUUUAGCCAGGAACGUCGCUACAGGUUUUUCUAGGGGCGACGUCUCUGUCUUUAGCAUCUAGAUCUACUAUCAUACCAACGGUCUUUAGUAUCUAGAUGAACUUAUGACAAUAUAUUGUUUUAGUGGCUGGCAGAAUGUCUGGAAAACAACAACGACAAAUCCAAGUGCGACAUGUUGCGCGACGGCGUGAAGGCUGCGGAAGACGCGGAAACUCACGACAACCUGAUUGAUCAUAACAUCAUGUGCAAGACUUCAUGCCAUCCACCAACUCGUUCUUAA
Bursaphelenchus okinawaensis is the source of this 1283-nucleotide messenger RNA. NCBI's taxonomy places the organism in Eukaryota, Metazoa, Nematoda, Chromadorea, Rhabditida, Aphelenchoididae. The record is from the annotation of a GenBank genome assembly.